Lineus longissimus is the source of this 3105-nucleotide messenger RNA. Its product is annotated as allene oxide synthase-lipoxygenase protein-like. The transcript is spliced from 13 exons. Gene Ontology annotation, biological process: lipid oxidation. Bases 67 to 2097 code for a protein of 676 amino acids. The record is from RefSeq and is a predicted model, not a curated record. Gene Ontology annotation, molecular function: protein binding; metal ion binding; oxidoreductase activity, acting on single donors with incorporation of molecular oxygen, incorporation of two atoms of oxygen. Lineage: Eukaryota; Metazoa; Nemertea; Pilidiophora; Heteronemertea; Lineidae.
UUGGAGUUAGAUCCUGCUUUUCAAACUUCUGCCAAAAAUAAUUCAAUUUACAUCAGACAAGCGAAAAUGGGUCAGAAUUUCGACAAAUUCCUCAGCCCCACGACUCAUAUAAUCCGUGUGAGGACCGGGGAUAAGAAAUACGCCGGCACGGAUGCAGAUAUAAGCGUUCGUUUUCAUCAUGAAGGAGGCGAGAGCAGCACGUUGUUUAAGUUGGACGUUUCGUACCAUGAUGACUUCGUGAGAGGCCAAGUAGAUGAGUUUAAGCUAUGUGAACGUGAUGUUAGCGCGUCUUCGUUGAGCAGGAUUGAGAUAGUUCGAGGCCACGGCGGCCUCGGUUCGGAUUGGUUUUGCGACUACAUCGAAGUCGUUGACAACCGUAUCAAGAAAACUUACAUCUUCCCGGUCCAUCGAUGGAUCCAAGGCGAGCGUUCCCUUUACAUUCAUCUCUUUGACGCCGUUCUUCCAAAGGAUGAUGCUCACCAGGAUCAGAGGAAUAACGAGUUGGUGGUGAAGAGGACGCAGUACGAGUACAUGGCACAGGUUCCUGGGCUACCAGUUCAGGUGAAAAAUUUUCCCGAGGUCGAGGCAUUUUCGGACGAUUAUAAGCAUCGCUUUGAAGGAAAUGGGAAGAAUAGUGUUCUAACCGUAGUGUUAAGGACGCUGUUUUCAUCUGCAUCAAUGAAAACGCUCAAGCAAUAUGAAUCUGCAUUCAAGUUAUUCAGCCCACUCGGAAAACCAUCGUCAAUUGUCCAUUGGCGAGAGGAGAAGCAUUUUGGAGCUAUGAGAGUAAUGAGCUGUAACCCAUGUGUCAUCGAAUUGUGCACGAAAAUACCAGAGAAGUUUGGUGUUACUGCAGAAAUGGUGGAACCCUUCCUCGAAGGAAUGACCCUUUCUGAUGCCAUGGCAGCUAGGAAGAUCUACCUGACUGAUCAAAAGGCGUUGAUAGGUAUUAAAGGGAAUAAGAAAUUGCACAAGGACUUGCAGUUCUGCCAGCCUCUUGGUCUGUUCUAUGCGACCAAAGAUGACGAAAUGAUUGCGAUCGCCAUCCAGCUGUACCAGGAAAAGGGAGAUCAGAAUCCAGUGUUUCUUCCGAAUGACGACGCUAACCUGUGGACGAUGGUGAAGCUUUGGUACAACAUGGCGGAUUCAAAUCACCACCAAGCUGAGACCCAUCUAGGGAACACCCAUCUGAAAGCGGAAGGUGCAAGCAUUUGCACUCACAGGAACCUGUCGCCGUCUCACCCAGUCUUCAAGAUCCUCGCCCCGCACUUUCUGCACAUCAUGGCUAUAAACAAGUUAGCUUUAACCACUCUCCUAUCUGAAAACGGCGUUAUAAACUCAUUCUUCGCUGCCGGCUUGGACGGAGUGACGACAUUGUUUAAGGGGACCGACCGCUUCCGUCUAAACGUCGACAGUCACUUACCAAACGACGUAAAGGCCCGUGGGAUGGACGACCCCGAGGUUUUGAGAAACUACCCUUACCGUGACGACGCUAUGCUCUCGUGGAACGCCCUCCACAAAUAUGUGAAGAGUACAGUAGCACUUUACUAUGAGAGCGACAAGAUUGUACAGGAAGAUCAUGAGAUACAACAAUGGGGCAAGGAAUUGGUCGCUCCUGUUUGCGACGGCGGAAUUGGAAUGAGAGGCGUCCCGGGAAACGGAAAGUUCGAAACCGUCGCAGACCUGGUCGAAACUAUCACCUGCAUCAUCUACCUCUGCAGUGUGAAGCACGCGGCGGUCAAUUUCUCGCAGUACGAUGAGUACGGAUUUCCCGCUACCCGUCCGGCGCACCUGAUGGGAGAACCGCCUAAGAAUAAGGACCCACUCACGGAAGGACAGAUAUUGGCGGCGCUUCCCGAUAAAGUGAAAGGUUUGACAUUGGCUGCAGUCGCGAAAGUCCUAUCCAUGAGAGCUACGCAACCACUUGGGUAUUUUGAGACGACCUAUCUGUACGACCAAAGGGCACUGGAAAUUGCAAGCGAUUUGCGUGAGGACCUCUUGAAAGCAAGUCAAGUCAUCAAGGAGAGAAACAAGACGAGGACAUACCUGUACGACAUCUGUGAUCCAACUUUCAUUCCAAAUUCUAUCAGCAUUUGAUCAGGUUUAUCAAUCAUUACGGACACAAUAUAUGCGCCAAGCGGCGAUUUUGGAGUGACAUGCAGUAUGUUAAGUUAAACAAAUCACUUUUGGUAAAUGCAACAAUCAUAUAUUUUGUUUCUAACACCAUUUGGAUACACGGGCCGAAAGUUCAAUUGCUAUAUCUGACCGAAGUGUGAGGGAGAUUUGACAUUAUCACGUAGUAUGAAUAACUAGAAAUUAGGCCACUAUUAGGUCAGGAGGGCUUGAAACACUCAAUCUAAACACACAUUUUCUAUCAUUCCAGUUUUUAGCACCACAGAUAGAGGUUGUCAUAGUGCAUCGAGUUCAAGUGAGAGCACCUUCUGGUUUCUCCUUGAAUCCCCUGAUCGAUUUCUGUGGAGACUGGGAAAAAAAUAUGAUAUCCCAAAAGCGCUUUGAACAGGAAAACAUGGAAAAGCGCUAUAUAAGAACUCAAUAUAUUAUUGUCUAUAUAUCAAUACUGGAAGUGGUAAAAGUCUCUUUAUGUCUACUACCGCCUUAACCGCUUGAUGAAAUCUCCUAAUUUUUUUAUUUCUGUGGGAACGGGAAAAUAAUAUGAUAUCCCAAAAGCGCUUUGAACAGGAAAACAUGGAAAAGCGCUAUAUAAGAACUCAAUAUGUUAUUGUCUAUAUAUCAAUACUGGAAGUGGUAAAAGUCACUUUAUGUCUACGACCGCCUUAACCGCUUGAUGGAAUCUCCUAAUUUUUCGAUUUCUGUGGAGACCGGGAAAAUAAUAUGAUAUCCCAAAAGCGCUUUGAACAGCGAAACAUGGAAAAACGCUAUAUAAGAACUCAAUAUGUUAUUGUCUAUAUAUCAAUACUAGAACUGGUGAAUCGAACUUUCUGUAAUAAGCUGCUGCCUCCAGACUUCAAUUUCUUGUCUUUUAGGUUUCAGGGACAAAGGCUGUUAUCGGUAGUGUUCUUCGCUUCCUCCAUUCCGUCAAAUGGAUACUUUGUUGUCUGUCUUCAAUAAAUACUUUAAAAGUUA